AUGGAGCCUCUCAACGUCUUGAUGGUUGGUACCGGAGAGUACACCACCGGCUUCGUCGGUGGCGGUGCCUCUGGUUCGGACAAGAAGGUGGGCGUCGUCGGCCUGACUCUCUUCGACCUGAGGAGAAGAGGCAAGGUCAACCAGCUGGGCAUGGUUGGCGUCAACGGCACAAAGUUCCCCGCCAUUAGGGAGCAUCUCCACAAGAACAUCACCCAGGCUUACAACGGCCUGGACACCUCCUUCGACUCAUACCCCGCCAACGACAAGAAGGACCCCGACUCCUACAAGACGGCCAUCGACGCCCUCAAGGCCGGCGACGCCAUCACCAUCUUCACCCCCGACACCACCCACUACCCCAUCGCCCUCUACGCCAUCGAGCGCGGCAUCCACGUGCUCCUGACCAAGCCCGCCGUCAAGGACCUGGAGCACCACCAGGCCCUCAUCGAGGCCGCCGACAAGAAGGGCGUCUACGUCUUCAUCGAGCACCACAAGCGCUUCGACCCGGCCUACUCAGACGCCCGCUUCAAGGCCCAGAAGCUCGGCGACUUCAACUACUUUUACAGCUACAUGUCCCAGCCCAAGUCCCAGCUCGAGACCUUCAAGGCCUGGGCCGGCGUCGACUCGGACAUCUCUUACUACCUCAACAGCCACCACGUCGACAUUUGCGACUCCAUGGUCACCCAGCAAGGCUUCGUCCCCGUCAAGGUCUCCGCCUCGGCGUCAAAGGGCAUCGCCACCGACCUCGGCUGCGACCCGGCCACCGAGGACACAAUCUCCGUCCUCGUCCACUGGGAGAAGAAGGGCGACCCGUCCAAAAAGGCCACGGGCGUCUACACCGCCAGCUGGACCGCGCCCCAGCGCGCGGGCGUCCACUCGAACCAGUACUUCCACUACCUCGCCGCCAACGGCGAGAUCCGCGUCGACCAGGCCAAGCGCGGCUACGACGUCGCCGACGACUCGGCGGGCCAGCUCAUGUGGUACAACCCCUUUUACAUGCGCUACGCGCCCGACGAGGACGGAAACUUCAACGGCCAGACGGGCUACGGCUACAUCUCGCUCGAGAAGUUCGUCGACGGCUGCCGGCAGGUCAACUCUGGCCAGCUCAAGCCCAAGGAUCUCGAUGCCAAGGGUCUGCCUACCCUCAAGAACACCAUCGCCACCACGGCUAUCCUCCACGCCGGCAGGAAAAGUAUCGACGAGAACCGUGAGAUCAAGAUUGAGGUCAACGACGGUGUCUGGAAGCUGGUGUAA
This is a messenger RNA of Colletotrichum abscissum, 1251 nucleotides long. RefSeq names its product oxidoreductase family protein. Gene Ontology annotation, molecular function: oxidoreductase activity; nucleotide binding. The transcript has 3 exons. The coding region runs from base 1 to 1251 and encodes 416 amino acids. Gene Ontology annotation, cellular component: cytoplasm. Lineage: Eukaryota; Fungi; Ascomycota; Sordariomycetes; Glomerellales; Glomerellaceae. Gene Ontology annotation, biological process: NADPH regeneration. The record is from RefSeq and is a predicted model, not a curated record.